Cotesia glomerata is the source of this 1429-nucleotide messenger RNA. RefSeq lists its product as uncharacterized. The coding region runs from base 64 to 783 and encodes 239 amino acids. The record is from RefSeq and is a predicted model, not a curated record. The transcript has 6 exons. NCBI's taxonomy places the organism in Eukaryota, Metazoa, Arthropoda, Insecta, Hymenoptera, Braconidae.
UGGUUCUUUUUUUAAAAACAAAGCCGAGAUUUUAAAUAAUUUUUCUUUACUUUCUUAAUUAAAAUGAAGAACAUUGUUGAGACACCUCUCUCAUGGUUCACUAUCCUCCUGGCAGCAUUUUACUCCCUGCUGGCGAGCUGUCGAGGGCACGAGUGCGGCCAGGAAAAUCUUCUGAAGUGCGCUAGACCACUUGGAAAAAUUACAAAUAACAACAAUCUAGGAUUUGUCACCACUAAAAGCGAACUUCAAGCGCUUUGCCCGGAUUUGCAGUCGAGCAUGAAGUGCAUAAACUCUUACACCAAGAACUGCAUGCCGGAGAACCAGAGACAAAAUUUCAACUCGCUGUAUCAGGGCGUUAAUAUCGCGAUAAAGGAGCUCUGUCAAGACGGGAGCUAUCAGGAUGCUUUUCUAAAGCAUGCACCGUGUAUGCAAAAGGUCCAAACCGACUACGAGCUCUGCUCAAAGAGAUAUCAACAGUCGGUAAUUGAGUUGGAGUCCAAAAACACAACAAAAUCUUCAGAGAACGUUAAAUCUGUGUGUUGUGCAUUCCGUGAAUUUUUGGCAUGCUCGCAUCACACAGUCCGAAGGAAGUGCGGCGAAGAAACAGCAGAAUUCACAAAAGACUUUCUUGACCGAAUGUCGAACUCUCUAAUUAAGAUGCACUGCUCGCUCUACACACAAAGUGAGUGCAUUGUCUCCGGCGCCGCCACCACCUCCCAGGUACGAAUUAUCACCCAAUUGACGACGGUCCUUCUCCUAGCCAGCCAUUAUUUAUUCACGUAAAAACAACCGGUCCAACGCGCUUGGUCGUGUUGAGACGGAAGCAUAAGUGCCUUUGCUCUCCGUUGUUUCUCCAUAGACUCCACUCAAAGGAAAUAUUAAUUAAAUAUAAAUAUAUAUACUAAUUCAUCAUCAACAUUAUCAUUAUCAUCAUCAUCGUCGGUGAAUUUACAAGCACAGACGGUCUUUGUAAUAUUCAAGUAAAAACGUUACGAAACAACGGUUUUGUGACUGCAUAGUUAAUGAAGAUUGAAUGACUGAGCACCGUAUGUUAUAGAAUAGUUUUAAAUUUUUCCGUGUAGAUAAUAUUAUCAUACUGAGGGAGGUUGAAAAGUUUUAAGAUUAAAAUAGAAAAAUUUGGUUAAAUUUUGGGCAUUUUUAUAACAGUAUUUUAUUUAUUUUAUUUCUUGACAAAGAAUUUGAAUUUUAGUCGCUUGGAACAAUAUUUAAUAUUAUUAGCUAGGAAAAUUACGAUCAAUGUUGUUUUGAUAGUUAAAUUUCAAAUUUUAAACCAAAAAAAUUACCCCAAAAAAACCAAAUUUUUCUUUAAAAAAUAAAUUAAUUUUUUUAUACAUAUUUUAUGUUUUCGAUAUAAAUUUUUUUUUUAAUUGAUAAUAUCAAGAAUUUAUCUCAAUAUAUAAGCUAUCAU